UAUCAUCUGCAGCUACGAUGUCGGAAACUCCUCCGGUCGCUCAGGCCGCUUCCGCAGCCCCGGAGAAGCCCGCGGCCGCCGCCAAGAAGGCGAAGAAGCCCAUGAAAGCGGCCGCAGCGCAGAAGAAGAAGCCCGCUGGGCCGUCUGUGUCUGAGCUGAUCGUGCAAGCCGUGUCCUCCUCCAAGGAGCGCAGCGGCGUGUCCCUGGCCGCGCUCAAGAAGGCGCUGGCGGCCGGCGGCUACGAUGUGGGGAAGAACAACAGCCGCAUCAAGUUGGGGCUCAAGACCCUGGUCACCAAGGGCACCCUGGUGCAGACCAAGGGCACCGGCGCCUCGGGCUCCUUCAAGCUCAACAAGAAGGCGGAGGCCAAGUCCGCCGCCAGCGGGAAGGUGUCGGCGAAGGCCAAGGCCUCGGGCGCGUCCAAGAAGCCCAGGAAGACUGCGGGCGCCGUGGCCAAGAAGGCGGCUGUCAAGACCCCGAAGAAGCCCGCCGUCGCCAAGAAGCCUUCCAAGAGCCCCAAGAAGCCCAAGGUGGUGAAGGCCAAGAAGGUGGCCAAGAGCCCCGCCAAGGCGAAGGCGGUGAAGCCCAAGGCUGCCAAGGUGACCAAGCCGAAGGCUGCGGCGAAGCCCAAGAAAGCGGCGCCUAAGAAAAAGUGAACUGACCGGUUGGAGGCAUCUUCAGAAACCCAACGGCUCUUUUCAGAGCCACCUACAAACCUCAAAGGGCUUGGCGCGCUCAUGGCUGUCCCCUCC
Molecule: messenger RNA, 752 nt
Organism: Acomys russatus (golden spiny mouse)
Lineage: Eukaryota; Metazoa; Chordata; Mammalia; Rodentia; Muridae
Gene: H1-1
Product: H1.1 linker histone, cluster member
Exons: 1
Coding region: 18-656 (212 amino acids)
Biological process (GO): nucleosome assembly
Cellular component (GO): nucleosome
Molecular function (GO): structural constituent of chromatin; DNA binding
Source: RefSeq, a predicted model, not a curated record